Molecule: messenger RNA, 9104 nt
Organism: Leucoraja erinaceus (little skate)
Lineage: Eukaryota; Metazoa; Chordata; Chondrichthyes; Rajiformes; Rajidae
Product: protein Smaug homolog 1-like
Exons: 13
Coding region: 492-2621 (709 amino acids)
Biological process (GO): nuclear-transcribed mRNA poly(A) tail shortening; negative regulation of translation; regulation of mRNA stability
Cellular component (GO): P-body
Molecular function (GO): protein binding; mRNA binding; translation repressor activity
Source: RefSeq, a predicted model, not a curated record
GCCGAGCCGAGCCGAGCCUCCCCACCCCACAGGCCGCUGUCGCCGCGCUGGCCGGCCGGCCGGGCCCCGCACCCCAGGCGCCGACCCUCAGGCCCAGGCCGCCCACACCACACCAGACCAGACCCGACCCUCAGUGACAACAUGAAGCCCUAACUGCAAGAAACAAGGAAAAAAAACCUUAACGAAUGCCAAGUUUACCACAGUCUGCUGUCAGAAGUUGCCUGAAGUUGUUUCUCUGUUCAGUUUCCAGUGUUGAGAGUAGUUCUCCCAGAGUAUUGUAUCUGGGGGGAGGGGGUGGGUGGGUGGGGGUGUGAGGCAAAGAAGUAGGAGAAUAUUUUGCAAUCCCCCUCAUUCAAAAAAAAGAAUGUUUUGACAGAAAAGACACCAACUGUUUCAAAGACUACAGUCUUGCUGCCCGAACUGAAAACAUGUGACAUUCUCCUCUUGUGUUGGUGCCCGAAGAGAAGAGACCAUCGUGCAGGCUUGCGAUCAUGAUGUUCCGGGAUCAAGUUGGUGUGUUAGCUGGGUGGUUUAAGGGGUGGAAUGAAUGUGAACAGACUGUCGCCUUGCUGACUCUGCUGAAGAGGGUCAGUCGGACCCAGGCUCGAUUUCUUCAGAUUUGUUUGGAGCACUCGCUGGCCGAUUGCACCGAGAUCCACAUACUGGAGGGAGAGGCCAAUGAUGCUGCUUUCAUCAGUCAAUGGCAGCAAGACCCGAAGGAGAAGGUUGUUUCACAGUUGCUUUCCCAUCUCCCUCUACUUCAGCCUGGAAAUGUAGAGGCAAAGUCUGAGUACAUGAAACUGCUGCAGAAAGUGCUGGCUUACUCCAUCGAUAGCAAUCUAUUCAUAGAAGAGAGUAGGCAGCUCCUAUCCUAUGCACUAAUCCAUCCUGCAACCUCACUGGAUGACCGCAGUUCUCUUGCCUUGUGGCUAACUCACUUGGAGGAACGCAUGUCAAGCAACUACAGUUCGCCAAGCAUGGGCCGGGCAGACUCUAUUUACACAGGAGCGUACAACCAAAAUCAGAGACACAAUGUUGAAGACAAGCUAAAUGAAUGGCAGAACCGAGCGGAUAGCAGCAUGUGUGUCACUGUUCCUACUUGGCUGGACAAGCCAAUGACCUGUGAGAAUGGACAUUUGCCUCUGCAUACAUCUGUGUCAGUGCCAUCUGCAAUGAACAACAUUGGGAGCAAUAGCAGUACAGUUCUCCAAGGCCAAACUCAAACCAACCACAGUCCUCUGAAGCGCUCGGUUUCCCUCACUCCACCGAUCAAUAUGACAAACCAGUCUGUGGUCAGCGAGUGGAUGUCUCCAGAUGACCUGCGCAGCCGAGCAGUCUAUGCCCCAUCAGACCAUGCACCGCUCUCCCCUCAAAGCAGCAUAGCCUCCUCUGGAAGUGGGGGCAGUGAGCAGACAGAAGAACAGGGGUCAAGUCGCAACACUUUUCAGGAGGAGGGGAGUGGAAUGAAAGAUGUGCCCACUUGGUUAAAAAGCCUUCGGCUACACAAAUAUGCAUCGCUCUUCUCGCAGCUAACAUAUGAAGAGAUGAUGACCCUGACCGAACAUCAGCUGGAGUCUCAGAAUGUCACAAAGGGAGCGCGACAUAAAAUAGCUCUGAGCAUUCAGAAGCUACGUGAGCGGCAAGGUGUGCUGAAGUCAUUAGAAAAGGAUAUUCUUGAAGGAGGAAACCUGCGAAAUGCCCUUCAGGAGCUGCAACAAAUAAUUAUAACUCCUAUCAAAGCCUACACCCCACCUCAACUAACACUUAAAGAAGGGCACGACACAGAUUCCAGCAACUCCUCCAGCAGUGCAACUGGGCUGGGAACAGACAGCCGAACAACCAAAGCAGCUGCUGGGAAGGAAACGACACCUGAUGGUUUUCAGUCUCAGAUUGUGUCAACGUGUGAUGGAGAAUCCACAGCAGCCCCUGUGUCUGAAGGCGAUAUCCCUGGGCAGUUCACCAGGGUCAUGGGGAAAGUUUGUACUCAGCUGCUAGUGUCCAGACCCGAUGAAGAAAAUAUAAGCUCUUACUUGCAGCUCCUUGAGAAGUGCCUGGCACACGAGGCAUUUACUGAAACACAGAAGAAAAGACUCUUCUCAUGGAAGCAGCAGGUGUUUAAGCUGCUCAGGUCCUUUCCCAGAAAAGCCUUGUUGGAGAUGCCAGGUGUUCGCCAGAGAAGCUGGGGUUUUGGUCAGUCCAGUUCCCUUCCCACAGCCGGUUCUGUGGUUGGUGGCCUGAGCCGACGAGGCCAGCGGCCGUUCCAGGUACCUCCCCGAGGUCUCUCGGCAACCCGCAUGGGUCUGAUGGGCACGUCGGCUGCUAAUCUGGGUGGCGUUUCUCCACGCCAUACACUUAACCCACUGGCAAGCCAAGGCAGGCAGAACUUAUGGUUUGCCAACCCCGGUGGCAGUAACAGCAUGCCGAGUCAAAGCCGCAGCUCUGUACAACGGACAUACUCUCUACCUGUGCACACCUCCCCUCAAGCCAUCCUGAUGUUCCAGCAGUCGGAAUGUCAAGUGCCAGUGACAGAACCAGAGAUUAACACAAGACUGGAGUCUCUCUGCCUCAGUAUGACGGAGCAUGCCUUAGGAGAUGGAGUGGACAAGACGUCAACUAUUUAGUGUGCAGUACUUGGCUUGUGAACACUUAGAGAGACUGACGUUACACAACAGCUGCGGGCGGACAACGCCACUGAUGUUUGAGGGGCUCACUACAUCUUACAAUGUAUAUUUUCGCUGACCUUUAUUUAACCUCGGGGGAAUCAGACUGAUACCCAAACUACCUUCGGUCUGUUUUCCAUUAUAUUUUUUAUUUUAACUUUUUUUCAGUACCCAUCUGGUUAAAGGUUCAGCACCGGUACAAAAAUCAUUUAGCUCAACUUAAUUUAAAAGAAAACUGGGAACUAACAUGAAAUUAGUGAUUGACAGUGCGAUGUGCUGAGCAGUGCUCAUGACAAAGAGGAGAGACGGGAACUCUUGGGCGGAUGUUACAAUGGUCUUAACAGAAACCUGCACGUGUCGAUUACUGUGUGCUCAUGUAGGUCUGGCACCAAUGCAUGCAGUACUUGGCAGUCGUGCAGCUCUGGUGUUUACCUGUCUAUCACUAAUUUAAACUAAAAUCUCUGGUCAAGUGAUGAAAACAAGUUAACCAUUUAAGAAAGUUUAAACUAUAUAAGAGAUGUUCUGUUCUGAAGCACGCAUUACUCGAUAAAACACAAUGGUUGCAUUAGCAAAACUGCUCCAGCAUUUUCAUUUGAGGAGCUGCAAAGAAGAAUGGAAAAUUAACUGACAUUUUUCUGAGGUUAUCUCUGUUUGUGCUUGUAAUGAUGGCAAAAUACAUCUAGACAGCUCCAAAUUAGCACUGUUUGGACUGGGUUUACUCUUGUGCUUUGUGCUUGAUAUAUGUUUGCCCAAUUUCUACAUUGUGGAUCUAUAACAGGAGGCUAGUGUUUCCACUUCUUCCCAUCUGUACAGUCUCUCCGUGAUGCUUCCCCAGCCGGCCCCUCACAAUCUAGCCGAUGACUGGGAUUCUGAAGAAGGCGUUGACUCUUCUACCGUUGAUGGUGGUUUAGAGCUCACCUACGUUUAGUUUGCUUUGGAACUUCAUGAAGGUUAUCUUAAUCGUUUGGAAAAGGCUGGCUGAUUGGUUGGAACGCUGUGCAUGAAUGGAAAGCCUGGGGUACCAAGAGAUGGAAGCUCUGGUUGUCAUCUGGUCAAUUGGUCAAGUUUUAAACAGCAACAUUGAGCAUUGAUAAAGAGUUUAAAGACUGUCUUGGAACUAACCCUUCAGUAGUUGAACUAGCUGAAGGUUUUUGUCAAUGACUAAUAAGAAGACCGUUGCAAUCUGUUUAAAGCCUAAACCAGGGCGAUACAUCUUCUCCCCCCCCCCCCCCCCCCCCCCCCCCCCCUUCACUGCUCCUCACUGUAGUCUUCUUCCUCAUUGCACAAGACUGUGAGACCAAGAGUAGAAUAUCAUUACUUCCCUGAACUCGUGCUCCAGUAGCAGAAGAGCAGAAAGUUAUCGCAGCGCCCAGCUGAGCGUCUUGGUCCAUAGUUCCCUGCUGCAUCCAGUGCUGGGAACAGUCUGUAUUGAACAUCCGUUUAGAACAAUGAUGCCUGAUUUUGGAGCUGCCAGACCAGGUUUUAGGCUAGGUAAGCCAAUGCAAAUGCUGGCUUAUUGAACUGUGACAUGGCAGGAGAGACCAAUAGCUCCACUCUGGCACCCAGCAAGAGGCCUUGGGAGAGAGACAGACAAAGAGAGUGCAUUCACCAAAGUAUUAAAAAACUGACAAUUUCUACUCUCCGUGUUUACUGCCUAGAUGCAGAACAAUUUUGUAGUCAAGCGGGACAUGGCUAUUUCAUAUUUACAAGCGUCGUUCCUUUUUGGUGCCUUUCUUGCUUGAUGUGAGAUAUUUCAACCUGACUAAUGGGGACUGGGCUAGUUUUGGCAGUGGCUGUCCAGCUGUUAUCCAGAGGCACAGUAUCUCCCCUCAUUGAAGCCAAUGCAACAUCAGUACCAAUAGCAAACUACCCAAGCGUUCUUUUGUAAUGACGGUGCUUUCAGAACACGAUAUUUCUUUGAAAUAAUGUAAGGAAAGAUAACUUUUUUUUGUUGUUGAAAAAUUUAACAGAGCAAGAUUAUGGGGAGUCGUGUAUUUGUAACUCCCGGUUGCUUAGUUACAUUUAAGAGUUCAUGGGUCAUAAUUUUCUAGCAUGAGGCACAGAAUGGGGGAGGGGGGGGAAUGUGUAUGUUCAAAGAAAAAUGGUUUCAUGUAUAUAGUAAAUGUAUGUAUGGAAAAGUGAGAAUAAUUCUUGAAAGGGUUUCAGUGCUACAAGGGCCUGUUUAUAUGAAUCACAUUUUUUGCCUGGAGUCUUGUGGCUUCAGUAAAGGACUUUUAUGUGUUUACAUUUUAAGAGGGGGCAUGCAUAACACGGGCACGACUUUAAAUGACUUUGGCUUUCAAUGGUCCUGUCACACUGGUCAACAGAAUCGUUCCAGAUUUCUACCUGUGGUGAGAUUGCUCUCAAGCUGUCGUCUUGACGAGGCGUUUACAAGGGUAGGGGUGGUCACCUCCAUGAUGGGACCCUUGUUAACGAGAUGAUCAGUGACAUACGUGUCAAGGGGGAGAGAUGUGCGUGUGUCCCUGCUGGUGGACAUUCACUUUUCUUAAGAAAAAGGCUGCUGUGGGAUUGGAAAACCACAAUUCUAUUUCUGUCUCUUUCUCAAAUAAUCUCAACUAAUGCACUGGAAUGAGAGGCUACAUCAUCCUCACACUCUCCCUUUCCAACUUCUUGCUCUCGCUUUUGCAAAAUGAUUUGCUUUCUUGACUUCCAAAAUGAGCACUGGCAGAGAUUUGUGACUCUCCCUUAAAAUAUUGAAAAUAAAUUAACUUUGUACAGAAGAGAAUUCUGCGUAGUGUGAAGAAUCCAUGUUGGCUUUGUCCACUCGCCUCUCUCCCAGUACUAGGCUGCAGGAAUUGUGCUCUUGAUAAUGUUUAUACAACUAAUGCAUUGGGCACAUUUUAAAAUGGGGAUGGAUGACGGAGAGUUUGAGAGAGUUGGGCUCUUACACUAGUCGAGGCGCAUUGCAUAGAUGCUCCUUGUCUUUUCACUUCCGUGUAGACUUUGAGGUACAUUCAAAGGCUCCUUUCUUGUCGGUCCAAGAUACACCAGACAUUGGGCUUCCCUCUGAAGAAUACAAGGCUCAGUUUUCCCACUUCAUUAGCUACCUUGUCAUUCAGUGACAGUGAGACCCAUGCUGUGUGUUUUUGUCAUGAUUCUCUGACCAGUGCUGCGGUGGGAGAGGCUUGCUUCAUGACAAAGGUUUCCCACUGUGUUUGUGCUACCUCCACUAAUGAUAGUUGGGUACUGAAGUCACUUUGUUGCAUAGUUUGGUACUGGGAUAGCUGUAAUGCCAUGCCUACGCCUGGCUAUCUUUAAAUGGGCAAUUUAAUAAAUCUGUACAUUUUGGGCUGAAUCGGUGAUUUGGUGAAGAUUUCUGUUACUGUGUGGUUGGAAAUUUAGCUGGUUCCUGUGAGAGUGUCCAGUAUAAACCCGUGCAAGGCCGUCACUGUUCGGAUAGCUUUAUUUUAUCCUCUCCUCCUUACUCAUCCUAUGCCACUGCCCCUACACUGUAACCUGCCACAACAGUGAUGCUAUCUGGAACAGCACCUGGACUCCCAAUAUUCACCCUGUCUGAACUCUAAUCCAAUUCUGUCUCCUACAUCACUCAUCCCAGAAUCAAGUUACAGACCUGCUGCUAAUCCCAGGUUCAUCAAUUGUGUGGUCUGUUCCAACAGACUGGUCCACUGCCCUUGCUCGGCCUGACUUGUGUCCAGCCUCGUUCCACAGUUGGUCACAGGGCUGCACGAUCCUCAGCUGAGUUUCAAGACGAGGACAGAUGCCCCAUCCUUCCCACUCCCGAUUAAAAUACUUGUUGAUCAAUGUUUUGAUCAGUGGCAGGACUGUUCUCAAUGCAGGCUGUGGGGUUAGUACCAUUUGGGGUUCCUCUGUCCAGGCUGCUUUUGAAAGAUAUGAAAGUGCCAGGGUUGGUGAUUAGUGGGUUUUGUUACCUGACCCAGGUGACAGCUUAACACUGCAGUGCCCUCUCUAAUGAGGUGCUACCAAUGGCUAAUGUGCCUCAAGUUAUUUUUAUUUAGCACCUAUCUUUUUUAAAGUUGGAGUCUGAUGAAAGAUGGGCGCUCCUAUCUUGAGAAUUCCAUUUUUCGGUCAUUGAGGGUCACUGAGAGGUCCUGUAGCUGUCUGUUAAAUUAGAAUUAACCCAUCACCAUGCUAGAUUCAAUGCAGUCUGGGACAAUCUGUACCACUGCUGUUGCUUGUGUAUUGCUGGCCCCGUCCCAGCCACAUUGACCAGCCAGUCCUAUGUUAAGGAAUCUCCCCUUCUCCCACCCCACACUCAAAGCAAAAUAAGGAAUAGCUUUAUCAAUAACCCACAUUACCACCUCGUGUGUACUGGUGAGGUUGGGACAUUUUUCUUGGGUAUCUACAGCUGAUGAGGAUGCUACCAUGGCAACAGUAUCCUGUUUUUGUGUAACAUAAAAUUGGAGGCGAGAGUUGGGUGUAAAGGGGCAGGCCCCCCUUGUGCUUUAGUCCUGUUGAUACAUCUGUACAGCAUGUGUGUAACGUCCCUGUGCUUGGAGUGGACUGUAGAUCAAUGCCUGCAUGCAGUUGUGGAACUUGUCAACUUCUGCAACUACUCCAGUCUGUCUCCAUUUCAUACUUUGUGAAUCAACUAUUUGUGGCAACAUUUAGAUCAUUUAACUGAUCCAAUAAAAGACAAUAAACUGCUAAAAUAAAGCUAUUUGCAAACUGAUUACAAGCAGGGGGUUUGCUGAUUCCUGCUAUCCAAUUAGCAUUUUCCCAUCUAAUACACCGUCUGCCUUUUGGAAAUCAGUGCAUUGGUAUUUUACUGGGUUUUUUUACACAAUUCAAACACUUUAAACCCAUUAAAAAGAAUGAUUUGAACGUAUGAAGUCUAAAAGUUGAGAGUUGAAUAAAAUCAUACCACCAAGUUGUAAGUCAGUCUGAAGUGGAGUUGAAUUCCGUUGUGGACAGUAAAUGCUGGGCAGGGCUUGGAUCGAGGAACCAGGAUUAAAUAAUGUUGUGACUUGCAUUCAGUGGGCUGUGCCUGAAUGAAAUUGGUACUAAAGUGGACCCAGAUGUAUAGGGUUUCCAAGAGUGGACUGCAUAGUGGAUUACCCUGAAGUAUCCUUUAAUAGUGAGGACACUCGUGAAGAAUGAUCCUGCUUUGACUGUGGAGUGGCAGUGUUCUGUGCCUUUCUAGCUCGUUGUCAGGAGAUCUGGUGAAUGUGGACCCCAGCUCUACCCUUGGCACUAAGGUCUGCAGUGGAUCAAAGUCGACGGGAAUAUAAACCAAAGUCAUUUAAAGUUGGUUGUGUUUGAAGCUUCACCCUUUUUUUACAAGCUACGAUACAUGUUUAAAACACGUUAAGUAACCCUUUUUUCUAUUACACAAUUAUUAUUUUUAAAUGCCUUUGCAGCAGGUUUGCUUGCUCGUGUAAAAGGGAAGUUGUACUUCUCGAGACAGAGUUGGAAAGGGUUUGGGGGGGGGGGGGGGGGGGUUUGAUGUGUAAAGAAAUAGAGUGUUGAAGCAUCGUUGGGGCUGGCGUUGACACCUUGGGUUCUGCAGCAACUGGGUGUACGCUGCAGUCGGGCAGGGGAGAGGGGACAUUUAAUAGCCAAACUUUGGAAUAUGCCUGUUCCUCAAAUAUUUGCUUUUCCAAUACCGGAACAGACUCAUUCCUGGUUUCUAAGGGUUCACUUGUUCUUUCUCUUAGAACCUUGGCAAUUAAAAGUGCUGAGAAAUAUCCUUCUCUGGGAGGGCACUGCCUAAACUGUGGGGCCCUUUCCCUCCUGCAUGUUGCAUCAAAUGCUGGCAGGCUUCAUUUGUUGUAGUAUUGCCUACCACUCAUCUUGACAUCCCAUACGGAUAGAGUGGAGACCCAAUUUAAAGCUGCUCGUUCCAUCUUGUACAAGAGGCAGUAAUUGCACCCUGCCCGUCACUGGUGCAGUACCUAGGCUGCAGUGCCACUGAUUCCUGACGAAACAGAGAGCAGGUCUCCUGACUACCCUGUCGAUCUGUCUCCUCUCCUGGGAGUAGCUGGUUGGCUGCUGAAUGAAUAGGAUUGGGCCAGCCCAUCUGACACUUGCCACCUUGGCUUUCCAGCAAAGCUGCUCCAGCAGGAGUGAGAUGUCGAACCGUACUGUCCCAGUCAUGAAUAUUUGUUGUUGGACAUGGGGAGAGUUCACUUUUCACCAGAGUUUAAACGCAGUGAGGAUUGAAAGGCCUUGGUGGAAUAUGAAUUGAAAGGCACUCCACCCACCUGGUCAUUUGGAUUAAAAAUAAAUCUGGGCAAAUUGGGAAUUCUUUGCUCUUCCCUAUUCUGCAAUUUGACUCCACUUUUAAUCAUUUGCAAACUCUUCAAAGAAAUCCCCCUCUAUGCAGGCUGAAGCUCUUAAAGAAACCAGGAAUCUCUGCUCUGGUGGAAAGUUAUGACAUCCCUUUGUGUUCCGUCUGACGCCACAAAAAUAAUUUUCUUACUAAACAAUAAAUAUCCAAAAGUG